Messenger RNA from Colletotrichum destructivum, 791 nucleotides. Its product is annotated as Putative NACHT-NTPase and P-loop NTPase domain-containing protein. The transcript has 2 exons. The coding region runs from base 86 to 778 and encodes 230 amino acids. Lineage: Eukaryota; Fungi; Ascomycota; Sordariomycetes; Glomerellales; Glomerellaceae. The record is from RefSeq and is a predicted model, not a curated record.
UAUUAAUAUUGUUUCCGAGUUCGUGUCAUUGCUGCCAUCAUCUUGUUAUUUGUCUCAUUGCUAGAACGACGCUGGAUUGUACAAGAUGGAUCCCCUUAGCAUCACCGCCUCGACGAUCACUGUGAUACAGUCGCUUUUAGCGACUUACGACACGAUCAAACACAUCAAAGACCUCCCUAAAGCAUUCGCCGAGGUGGGACGCAAUCUCCCCUUGGUGAAAGAAACCCUUGACCUCGCCCAACAAGCUCUCAGCAUUGACAAGCCCGACGAAAAUGUCAAAAGUGCGAUUCAGCCCGCUCUUGCAGAGUGUCUUAAACGAGCAAAAACCAUCGAGGAUAUCUUCAGCGAGAUUGAGCCUGGAAACCAACAGAACAAGGGCGCCAAGGAUUGGUCCGCCUUCGUCCGCUUCUACCGCAAGAAGGUGGUGCCGUACGGCAAGGCAAACAAGGUUGAGGCUCUGAUGCAGGACAUCCUGAACAAGUUGAAAGUGCUGGCCAUCCACCAGGUCUUCAAAGCGCAUGCAGAGUCUCUGGGGCACAUUGAGAAGUUGGAGGAAGCCAUCAAGUCCCUAGCUGAAGUCGAGCCGUCCCUCCCAGACUCGGAAUUCGAUAGUGGUCCUGCUACCAAUGUCACGCAGCACAUUUCCGACAAUGGUAGGGGCCUCGUUUCUACAGGACACUACUCGGAAAUUGCCAUGGGAAACACGGCCAAGUAUGACUCGGGGGGCGGUGCCAUGAACUUUGGUAUGGAUUUCUUGAGAUCCCAAACCAGAGACUGAAAGGCCCGUCGUU